UUUGGUAAUGGAAAUUUCGAAUUUCGUAUCUUUUAAAUGCUUUUUCAAAUCAUCUACAUUGUUUCCGUUUCUUUAAAACGUUUCUAAAAAACUUGAAAAUUUUUACGGACAUGAACAAUUUUUAGAACAUAAUCUAUUAAAUUCUGGAAUGUUUAUAAAAGUGAAUUUGACAGAACAUUAGAUAUUUUUAUUUCAUGAAUAAUAGCACAUAAAACAAUUAUUAAUGGUGUUAUUGAUGUGGAACAACCUUCGAUUGAUUUAAUUGUACUUCAGUACUCAAACUGAGUUAAUGAUGUUAUGUUUUACGGUUGUAGCAUCUGGAUACUAAGAAUUAAGAAUUGAAAUUACAGAAUAAUCGGAAUAAUGAGAAAAUGUGUACAUAUUCUACUUGUUACAAGUUGCAUCAAAUUCAAAUAAGGUACAGAUGAUGUCGGCGGUGAGCGGGGAACCGUUGUUACGCAGAGUGAAGCAGGAAGCCGAGCCACCGCCGCAAUACUCUCCUUCAGAGCAACACCGACCCAUGCAGCUCUUGGAGCCGUGUAAUCUUGAACUAGAACCUAAAGAAGAAGUCAGGUUCUGUGUGUCACCCGGUGAGGGUGGUAUAGUGGGCAAUACGAGCCCGGAACAGCAACACUGUUCGUCGACAACAGCUGCAGCAGCGAGCGGCGCCAGAGAUGAUGAUGCGCCGCGCAGACUUUGCCUCGUGUGUGGGGAUGUGGCUUCGGGCUUCCACUAUGGUGUCGCCAGCUGUGAAGCGUGCAAGGCAUUUUUUAAGAGAACCAUACAGGGCAACAUAGAAUACACGUGUCCGGCGUCGAACGAGUGCGAGAUAAACAAGCGGAGGAGGAAGGCGUGCCAGGCGUGCCGGUUCCGCAAGUGCCUGCGGACCGGCAUGCUGCGCGAGGGCGUGCGACUGGACCGCGUGCGCGGCGGGCGGCAGAAGUACCGGCGCGCGCCCGACCAGCCCGCCGCCAACCAGCCGCGCCCGCAGCUCGACGAGAUCAAAGUGUUAGAAGCUCUGUCGUCUUACGAGCCUGAAUUACUCACAUGUGGUGCUCCGCCGCCGGGCGUGACGGACCCCACGGCCAGGACGUUGGCGCUGCUAGCGGACAUAUACGAUAGAGAGUUGGUGGGAGUCAUCGGUUGGGCGAAACAGAUACCCGGUUUCACGGACUUGGCGCUUAAUGAUCAGAUGCGGCUGCUGCAGAGCACGUGGGCGGAGAUGUUGAGCCUGAUGGUGGCGUAUCGCUCGAUGUGCGCGGGCGGCGCGCCUCGCUUGCGCUUCGCGGCCGAGCUCGCGCUGGACGAGCAGCAGGCGCGAGAUCUCGGCGCACACGACCUUUACCUGCAGAUAGCGGGCGUGUCGCGGCGCCUGGAGCGCGCGGGCGCGCACCGCGAGGAGUGCUACCUGCUGAAGGCGCUGGCGCUCGCCAACUCCGAGGCGCGCAUCGACGAGCACUCCGCGCUCAAGCGCUUCCGGGACGCCAUCCUCGCCGCGCUCAACGACGCCGUCUCCGCGCUCAGGCCGUACAACAACGCGAACACGGCGAUGCAGCAGCUGCUGCUGGUGCUGCCGGCGCUGCGGCUGGCCGACGUGUCGGUGCGGCGCUUCUGGGCCGGCGUGCACCGCGAGCGUCGCGCUCCCAUGAACAAGCUGUUCGUGGAGAUGCUGGAGGCCUGCCUGCGGUAGGCGCCCCCCCCCCACAUAUCACAGUGGCGUCGUCGAUGGAUUCGUUUGCCAUAUUUAAGUCUGCAUUUAGCGGUUCGGACGUGAUGUGAUAGUGUAUAUAUAUUUAUGUUUCGGCGGUCGACGUCUGUUUUAUGGCUGUGAAGUGGCGGAUCUUGGAAUUUUCGAAAUUCUGACUUUUCUCUGAUGUUGCACGACGUCGCGUCCCCGCGUCUUAUGUACAAAACGAUGGACGGAUCUAGUACAAAACUUGUUACUAUUUUUGUAUAAUAUUAAAAAUAUAUCUAGUUUUACGGUUUGGUGAAGUUUCGAGAUUAAAAUACGGUCGAGGAAAGAAUCGGAUUAGUCGGUCGGUAGCCGCUUACGUGUGAGUGAUGUUAUUGAAGUCGUUCGAAGUGUAUGGCUUGUAAAUAAUUCGCCGUAUUAAAUCUAACGCCGCUGUAUAGUGUAACCAUUUCGCGGCAAAGCCGAUAAAGUAUAUUAUAGAACGUAGUGGCAUUUUUUCCCCGACUGUAAAUUACUUGUGAAUUUCAUACGCGGUAGCCGUAUUCGGCUUUUCUAUUUGUUUUAUCGUUUAUUUCGUACGAAGUACGUUUUACACUUUAUUCACUGUUGUCGGUGUUCGCGGUUUGAUUAAUUCUUCAAAUCUGCACUUUGUAAUGAUACUUUUUAACCUGACUUAAAAUAUCUACAUCAGUUUAAAAACGAGUGACAUCCGGUCGGAACGAAGUGGCUUUCUCCUAUAUAUAAUGUGUUAAAUAACAGACGCAAUAAAAUAACUAACAAGUAUUGACAAUAAAAAAUAACAAUGACGAAAAUGUUAUUAAAAAUUCCGUGUAAAUUACAACAAUAACAACAGAAAGAGUUAAAAUAAUUUUAUACAAUAGAAGACGAAAGAAAGGCAUAACGUCCCCUUACGGGACGAUAUUUGCCAGUUCAAUUUAUUGUGAGUUACGUAAAAGAACUUCGUUCCAAAUCAGCUAUAUUUAUGGCGGGUUAACCCAACCAACCACAGACAGUAAUAAAGAAUAAAAGAAUCACUAUAGUCUUAUACUAAAUCAAUAUAUUUUUAGAGCUGUUCCACUUACCGUUUUAUAUAUGUAAUGUAUAAUUAAUGUCUAUAGAGUAUUUUUUGGAUUGUUGUAACGACUGUUUUACCAUCGAUGUAUGAAUUGCAAACAAAAAGAAAUUGUACAUAAAAAUGUUGUAUUUUAAGAGAAUAUAAAGUGGAACAGUAUUGUAAUACUGAAUACCUCAAUAAUCUGUUACCAUUCAGUCAUUUAUGAAGUAAAUAUGAAUUAUGAAAUAAGUGGAGUUUAUCGCGAUCGGUAAAGUAUCUUUUGAUGAUCUGAAAUUUUAGUCUAGAAUAUUUUAAAUCAUUUAUUAUGUAUUGAAUAGUUAUCGUUUAACAGAAAAUUAUGUACCUAAAUUGUAACGCAAUAAAUAGUAUGGUUUUUUGAAAAUAUUAUAAUUGUCAAUUAUGUAAAAUUUGAGAGAUUUUACUGAUCGUUGUAAAAAGCUAGUGUAUGCAAUUAUAAAAUUCGUCAAAGAAAAAUCAAAUCUUUGGACCUGACAUAAUCUAAAUUUUAUUUAUAAAACUUGAAUCACAAUAUAUUUUAGUCUAUGUCCGGAAAAAAGGUUUAUUUUGUAUAUAACAAAAAAUUUGGUACUCGUAUGUGAUUUGGAAUGUUGUCGAAACAGCUUGGUUGUUGAGAUAUCUCUUUGUAUAAUCUUAAUAAGAUGAUGUAGUGAUUAGGUAUAUAAAUAAUUUAAGAGUUAGGCGUUUUUACACAGUCGCAUUUUAAGAAGGUUUAUAUAUAUAUUUAUACAAGUAAUUAAUUUUAGCUUAGCCUGUAUGACCUUUUAAUUUGACGAAUUUUAUAAAUGUGUGUAUAAAACUUUAUCCUCGUUAAAAACGGUUAUGGUUAUUUCCAGUGAAUUAUUUAAAGCGUCCUGUUGUAGUUAUUCUUAUGUUAAGAAUAUUCGAUUUAUUUAUAAUUUGUAAUGUUCUCGCUGAUGCAGCGUUCGGUGUGAUAGAUGUACAAAAUGUGAGAUGUGCCAGAAUAGAUUUUAAGUUUUUCUUUUCAUUGUUUCCGCGGCGUGUUAGUACUAUCGAAAUAAUAUGAAACUGCGUACAAGCUACAAUAUUAUAAUUCUAAUAUUUGUGGAUGUAAGUGACAGACUUUGUCAUAGAUAAUGGUGCUGUUCUGCUUAAUACAAUAUUUUAGUGUAGUUCUAACGAUUUGGCAGGUCUUAAAGACUAAAGAAACAUGAGAAAAAUAUAGCAAUAUGUUUAGUACUGUCAAAUUGCUUUAUUUUAAGAUGUCGUGUGUCAAAGCAUCCGCACCAUUGUCCAUUUCAGUUAUUCAUUGUCAAAUAUCAAACAGAUGGUUAUAUUUAAAUGUUUUUCUAUGAUUCUAAAAAGUUGGCACCAUUUUGUUUAUGUGAGGACAAGAUGGCGCCGAGUAUUUCGAUAGUCAUGACCGACCAAUAUUAUUUGUACAGGACUUACAGCUGUCUCUUAUUUUUGUAAGAAUGAAUUGUAUGUUUGAAUACAAGAAGUUAUUGGAUUAUAUGAAUUGGUCUUGGAGAUAAUGUGACAUAAA
Messenger RNA from Vanessa atalanta (red admiral), 4293 nucleotides. It is a transcript of the gene ERR, whose product is annotated as steroid hormone receptor ERR1. The transcript is spliced from 9 exons. Gene Ontology annotation, biological process: regulation of DNA-templated transcription. The coding region runs from base 425 to 1690 and encodes 421 amino acids. Gene Ontology annotation, molecular function: DNA-binding transcription factor activity; zinc ion binding; sequence-specific DNA binding. Lineage: Eukaryota; Metazoa; Arthropoda; Insecta; Lepidoptera; Nymphalidae. The record is from RefSeq and is a predicted model, not a curated record.